This is a messenger RNA of Sitodiplosis mosellana (orange wheat blossom midge), 2507 nucleotides long. RefSeq names its product E3 ubiquitin-protein ligase RING1 (gene Sce). The transcript has 3 exons. NCBI's taxonomy places the organism in Eukaryota, Metazoa, Arthropoda, Insecta, Diptera, Cecidomyiidae. Bases 523 to 1662 code for a protein of 379 amino acids. The record is from RefSeq and is a predicted model, not a curated record. Gene Ontology annotation, molecular function: ubiquitin protein ligase activity; chromatin binding. Gene Ontology annotation, cellular component: PcG protein complex; ubiquitin ligase complex.
AUUCAGUGUGGAAGGAGCAUUUGAAAAUGUGCCGAAUCAGCGAAAAUGAACAGUUUAAAAAUGGCGCUAUCCACACACACUGAAGCAUUUGACAGUCGCUGCGAACCGGUACAAAACAUACAUGAACCGCUGCGUCGAAAAGUGGAGAUAAUGAAAACAAGCUAUACACCGCAAGUGACAGCUACAGAAAACAUUUAGACAAACCACGCACACAGCAUUCAUUGUGCAUUAUUUUUGUGUCUUUAGGCAAAAGGAAACAUCGUCGUUUGACCUGUUUUCCAAAUCUUUUGCACCGGAAUCGUUUGUUUUCCGUGUCAAUCAUAGAUUAAAUGGUGAUUUCAAGUGGGAAAGUGUAUUAAAGCAAAGAAAAAACGGUGUGUGUUGGCCAGAAGAAACAAAAGAACCACAGCCAUUCGUCAAUCGUUGAUGCAAAAAGCAAUUGAGUGUUUUUUUCUCUCGUUCGAUACGUAAACAUUUAAUGUCAUUUGGAAAGUGAGCCAGAUUGGUUUUUGUUCGUGCAAAAUGGCUUCGAUUGAAUCAUUGCAAAAUAAAACAUGGGAUUUAUCGUUGUACGAAUUGAAUCGGCAGCCACAAGAGGCAAUCACCGAUAAUACCGAAAUUGCGGUGUCACCACGUAGUUUGCAUAGUGAACUGAUGUGCCCGAUUUGUUUGGAUAUGCUGAAAAAGACCAUGACGACCAAAGAGUGUUUACAUCGCUUUUGUUCGGACUGCAUCAUUACGGCACUGCGAUCGGGAAACAAAGAAUGUCCAACAUGUCGUAAAAAACUCGUUUCCAAACGCUCACUUCGACCAGAUCCCAAUUUUGAUUUGCUCAUUUCGAAAAUUUACCCCAGCCGCGAUGAAUACGAAGCGCAUCAAGAACGAGUUUUGGCAAAAUUCAAUCAGAGCCAAUCACGGACGGCUUUAGUGAAUUCGAUUACCGAAGGUAUUAAAUUGCAAUCACAACAUCGGCAACAACGUACAAAGAAACAAUUGGAAGCUGAAGCGCGCAAUGCAGAAAAUUCGAACGCUGGUUCGACGAAUCAAAAUGCCGACGAAAGUUCAUCAACAGCAGCCGGAUCGACAAAUCAACGAUUUGCAUCGAAUCCACCGUCGGUUCGAUCAACACCAUCACCCGUACCAUCUAACAUUAGCAGCUGCGGCACUGGCAGUAAAAUCAAACGUGCACGCUCCAUUUUGACAGCAUCCGAACGAUCCGAAGAAUCUGAGAGUAACAGCGAAAUUGAUUACAGCCAUGGAAACGAUUCGAAUUUGGACACAGAAGGUGAAGGCACAUCGGAGUUGGGUGUUAGCGAUGAAAUUGAACUCAUAUUCAGACCACAUCCAAACGAAAUGACCGGCGAAAAUUUAAUUAAGGCACUCAAAGAGAAUUCUGUACGAUAUCUCAAAACAACGGCUAAUGCUUCAGUCGAGCAUCUGAGCAAAUAUUUGGCCAUGCGGCUCACACUUGACCUUGAUUCUGAAUUGCCAGCUACGGAACGAUUGCAGAACUUUUGUAUUUACAUUGCUCCACAGCCCGGCCAGUUUCUCAUUCUAAACGGAAAUCAAACACUUCAGCAAGUUAACGAGAAGAUUUGGAAGGUUAACAAGCCGAUGGAAAUGUACUACGCAUGGAAAAAAUCCCAAGCUGCAUCUAACUGAAUAUAAUUAAGACAACAUAGAUUGACUCCCAUUUUAACAUUAAACUUAAUUGUAAUGUAAUUUAUAAUUUCGGACAAAACAAAACAGAAAAAAUGACUAGAUGAUUGAUAGAGAGAAAUGGAACGAAAUGGAAAGAAAUGUUCAACGAAAGUGUUGGUCAUUAUUUUUGAGAAUUAACUGCACCAAUCUUAAUUUCGAUAGGUUUUAUAUAUCGAUGUAUUUUUUUCCGCUUAGAUUUAACGAUGAUAUGCUUUGAACCGCUUCAUUUGGUUGGUUUUCAAAUGUGUCAAAGAUUUUCUAUAUUGCAUAUUCAUGAAAUUCUAGCCGAUGGAAUAAUUUGCAACACACAAUUUGCAUAGAAGCAAAUUUCUGCGAUAAAUUCAAGGUGAGAAGGAUGAUGUGGCAAGUGUUUUAUUUAAUGAGAAAAUUUCCAUUGCAAAAAAAAACCCGCUUGACGGAUAGAAAGUUCAAGCAGUUUUUUUUUCACUGAGUUGCACACAUCCUUUCUCAUCACCAACCAGCUAAUUCUAAACGGAAUGCUGUAAACCUUUGGAUUCAAGAUGAACAUGAAUCACAACAGUGAAUGUGUGCAUACUUGUAUGAGCAAAAUUGCGCUGUAUAAUAAAAAUUGAAUCGCUUGUAGAAGAGAUGUAGAUUUAUUUUUACUCCUUGAUCAGUAGUGAGAAUUUAACGUUAUUUUCACAGAAACCCAUACAACCAACACUUAUUCCUAUUUUUAACUUUACAAUUUGUAUAAACUAAAAUACAAAGAUUUGUUUUAUUAGAGGAAUUCCUUUAUUUGUGGUAAAAGUGUAUCGCUCUUCUCGAAUAAAUAAUAAUAAAAA